AUGGAGGAAAUCUACGCUAACGUUGAAUACGACAAGCCUCAGGUUUCCAUAAGACCUUCAACACCUGCCCCAGCUGCAGAACUCUCCUUCAUCAUCAAAGCCAACCUGACGGAGCGUCUCCGGGUCAGUGGAGACAAGCUGUCCUCAGUGUCGGCAGAGAGAGACCAGCUGAAGGACAACUUCACUGCACUGAUGGACAACUUCAUUGCACUGACCCAAGAGAAGGACAGACGUCAGCUCUUGUGCAAACAGAACAAAACGUGUCCUGAAGGGUGGAAGAUGUUCAGUUGUUCCUGUUAUCUUCUCUCUACACGGGAUGAUUCCUGGACUAAUGCAAGAACAGACUGCAGAGCAAACGGAGCAGAUCUGGUGAUCAUAGACUCUCCUCAAGAACAGAAAUUCCUCUCAAGCAUCGCCAAAGAUCGUGCUUGGAUUGGUUUGAGUGACAAAGAGAUGGAGGGCACCUGGAAAUGGGUUGAUGGAACUCCACUGACUGGAGCGUAUUGGGGCGCUCCACCUGAUCCAGUUCAACCUGAUGACAAUGGAGGUAAAGAGGACUGUGUUGAAAUACUUUUAAGGUGGAACUCAGAAAGAAACUGGAAUGAUAAUGUCUGUACUUCCUCUUUUUCAUGGAUCUGUGAAAAACUGGUUUAAAUAUUGUUUUAAAAAUUCAAUGAUCAUUUAUUGUUACAAUGAAACAAAGGGAUGAAGUUGUAGCCCAUUUGUUAAUAUAUAUAUAUAUAUAUAUACAUACAAAUACAUGCAUAUAAAUAUAAAAUAUGUAAGCAACAAAAACAAUUAUCUUCUGUAACAAUAUGGCCGACAUCUUCACAUUAAAACAUUCAAUAUGAGGAAAAACAUUGUCCAUCAACUGACUGUUUGAGCAUCAAGCAUCAGUGAUGUCUAAGAGUCGUCCUCCUCUCGUCCCCCCUGAGUCCUGCUCUCUGUCCCCAUGUCCACCCGUCAAGUAUUACAUCCAUGAAUGUUAUUAUGAUCCUGAUAACUGCCUUAAAUGGUGUAUGUGGGAGAUGAAGAGAAAGGGAGAGUGCAUGUGAAGGGUUGGAGCAAGCAAGGUCUUUAUUCAUCUUCCAAUUUUUGAACACGUGCCUCUCUUUUUAAAUUACUAACAGUAUGAAGUUGUCUGUAUGAUGGUUUUGUGUGAACUUUAGCAUUUGUGUUUGUUUACCGGUGAGAUGAAUAUACACAAAUAAACAAAG
Messenger RNA from Pungitius pungitius (ninespine stickleback), 1217 nucleotides. Its product is annotated as CD209 antigen-like protein A. The transcript is spliced from 5 exons. Gene Ontology annotation, molecular function: signaling receptor activity. The coding region runs from base 1 to 654 and encodes 217 amino acids. The record is from RefSeq and is a predicted model, not a curated record. NCBI's taxonomy places the organism in Eukaryota, Metazoa, Chordata, Actinopteri, Perciformes, Gasterosteidae.